GAGCGCGGCUUAGUUGUGACGGUGAAUUAUUGUUGGUGAACUUGUGGCGAUUCUCUGUCCAGCACAUAAAUUUAUAUCUACUAAAAGAAAGGGCAGCAAAUGCCCUGUAGUAAAAGAAGUGAAUAUUGAAAAGCUAAAUGAAGAUCAGUGUUAAAAUUUCUUUAGAAAAAAGAUAUAAAAAGUGAAACUUAAUAGAAGUAUUAAAAAAAAAAAAUUAUGAAUUAACUAAACUAAAAAUACAAAUGUGAAAAUUGUAAUGAAACAAGUGUUGAGGUUAUAUGCAAAAUAUGGCUUGGUGUUUAUCUUAGUGGAACGCAAAGACUUAUUUUAUAAAACCAAUGUGAAACUGGCAUAAAACAUGUGUGAAUUAAUAACUCCCGUAUAUAUAACAAUAGCCACAUAAGUGAAUAAUAAGAAUAAAAAAUAGGAAAAUCAUUGUAUGCGUGGUCCAGAGAAAUUUUAUAAAUUCAAUUUCAUAAAACAUUUUGGUUUUUUAAAGAAAGUGUGAGGUCAAUAAUAAUUGCACAUACGAAAAUUUCACACUUUAUAUUAAAAAGUCUACAUUGCGCUGCCUAAAGAAGGAGUUAUAUCCACUUGAAAAUCAGAAAGAGCCCGUUUUUUUUUUAAUAGACAUUUUAUUAAAUAAAUAUAUAAAAACAGCAUACACUUUCAGAAUUUAAUGUACUUUAAUAAUCGGUGAUUCAUGUUGAAAAACUUUGAAUUCCUUUUAUCCCGCAACCUGCUGGAGGAUCUCGGAAAAAAGUGUAUAUUAUAUAAAAAGUGCAUUUGCAACCAUGGUUGAGCUUGAGAAGGAUGCACAGGACAAUGGUGGUGAUACUUAUCGUGAAAAUGAUGUCGCUUCGCGUUUGCUCGAUAAUGGCAACGUCAAAGUUGAAAACACAAAUGGUGUACAAAGUAAAGAAAAACAGGAUCUGGAUACGGAUCCAACGAUGACCGAAGAAAUUAAUAAAUUAUUAAGAGAUAUGCCAUUAACGGAUGACUUGACCUGCGGUUUUUGGAUAUUUAAAGGACGCUUCUUUCAAAGAUUUGCGAAUCAAACGGCCUAUGUGUUACUCUAUGGCAUUGUGGGUUGUGUUUUCUCAAUGACAUAUGCUUACUUCAAUGGCACAAUUACAACCAUUGAGAAGCGCUUUAAAAUACCAUCGAAAAAUACCGGUAUCAUAUCGGUGGGUAAUGAUAUUAGUCAAAUGAUGGUCUCAGCGGUGCUUAGUUAUUAUGCGGGUAAAGGACAUCGACCGCGUUGGAUAGGAUUUGGUCUCUUAACAAUUGUGGUCUUCUGUUUAAUGACUGCAUUGCCGCAUCUACUUUAUGGACCUGGUGAUGAUGCGCUGGCGUUAACUGCAGAGUUCGGUGCACAACCCGCCGAAAAUGCGACCCUGGAAGCGAUUGAAAAACAAGGCUCGAAGACAUUAUGUCGCCUGAAUGGCGGUGGUGCCGAGUGUGAGAUAGGUGAAGGUAAUUUAGCUCCACAACUGGUACUGUUCGUUGCACAAUUCAUCUCUGGGAUUGGUGGAUCUCUAUACUAUACUUUGGGUGUUUCAUAUAUGGAUGAUAAUACAAAGAAGUCGCGUACACCAGUUUUGCUCAGCUUAUCUUACUUUCUACGCAUGUUAGGACCAGCAUUCGGCUAUGCGCUUGCUUCCUUCUGCCUACGCGUCUAUAUCGCGCCAAAUUUGCGACCGGUUAUUAAUAAUAAAGAUCCACGUUGGUUGGGCGCUUGGUGGUUGGGUUGGCUGGUCAUUGGUGCUAUGAUAUUUUUUUCGGGUAUCUUCCUUACAAUGUUCCCAAAGCAAUUACCACGUGCUAUGGCAAGACGUAUGGUCGAAGAGGAGCGUCGUAAGCGUUUUUCAUUGAAGGAAAAUGCAGAAAAUGGCAUCAAAGAACCAACAGAGAAGCAUAAAUUGACCGCUGAAAUGGAGGAGAAACCGAGUGAGGACGCCAAAGCUUCAUUUUGGGAUAUGUUGACGACUUUCAAGCGACUUAUAAGAAAUAAAACCUUGAUGUGUAAUAAUUUCUCAUCGGUUUUCUAUCUUUUCGGCUAUACACCAUAUUGGAUAUUUACACCGAAAUAUAUUGAAAUACAGUAUCGGCAAUCGGCAGCGACUUCAAGUUUGGUGACUGGUACAGUUGCGUUGGCUUUCUCCGCAGCAGGUAUUUUGCUAUCGGGCUUUGUAAUAUCACACUAUAAGCCCCGUGCCCGCUAUAUGGCCGCUUGGAAUGUGAUUGUGGGUUUCUUGACCGUAGCUGGUAUCCUGGCAUAUGCAUUUAUCGGCUGCCCUGGUAAUGAACAAUCGGUUAUCGUCAAUAUACAUGACAGCGCUUUGAAUAGCACACCUACCUGUAAUUCUGUAUGUCAUUGUGAUUACGUGCGCUACUCACCAGUAUGCGGAGAGAACAAUAUGACUUAUAUCUCGCCAUGUCAUGCGGGUUGUAAGAAGCAAUACAAAACUGCCAGUGGAAGAAAGAUUUACUAUGAUUGCUCUUGUAUACCGAAUGACAGACGUCUCACCGUUAUGGAUUUAAAAUCAAAGGAAUUAGAGGUUGAUGAGAAUUUCACUACAACGGUAAUGCCCGACGAGUUGUCCAGCACAACAGUGGCGUCGACUCUACCUACAACGCUGAGCACGACACCUGAUGUUCUACUUGGCGGUCAGGCUAUAACUGGCGCCUGCCCGGUAAACUGUUUCGCUCAAUUCGUCACUUUCCUAUCGGUGAUGUGUUGUUUGAAAUUUGUCGGCGCUACGGGGCGCGCUUCGAACUUUUUAGUGUCUGUUCGUUGUGUUUCUGAAAAGGACAAAACGGCUGCAAUGGGUUUCGGCAUGAUGAUGAUGUCGAUGUUAGCAUUUAUACCCAGUCCGAUCUUCUUUGGUUGGGUGCUUGAUCGUCUUUGCCUGGUGUGGGGUAAAACGUGUACGAACAAGGGCAAUUGCUGGCUUUAUGAUCCUGAAUCGCUAAGAUACACUCUCAAUAUAACCGCUUCGGUAUUUGUUGCUAUAGGCGCUCUGUUCGAUUGGGGUGUUUGGUAUUAUGUAAAAGAUCUGAAAAUCUUUGACGAAGAGGUGAAAGAUUUCGAAAUGAAAGUUGUGCAGCAUGAGGAAGAAGUGAAUUCAAUAAAAGAUUUGGAAGCAUAACCUAAAUAGAAUAGGGUAUAAUUCGUUGUAUGAAAGUAUUGGUCUGUUUGUGUGCGUCUAGUUUGGUUGUGAGUGUGGUUGACGUAUAUACUAAGUAUAAUGUAUGUGUUUUUUUUUUAAUAAAAAGUUAUAUAGUUGCAAAUACAUUUAGUAAAUAUCGAGCUCAUUUUGUAUAUAAACUGCAGGAGUAAAACAAAAGAGUAUGCUAACUUACCAAAGUUUGUGGUAAAUAAUUUUGUAAAUUUAUAACAAGUAUAUUGUAUAUAUUUAUGUGAGUUCUUUGUUGUACUUUAUGAUAAAUAAAUACAUUCUGUAUUAUAACUCUGUAUCAAUAUUUAGUUGUGUACAAUUUGUAGAUGUCUAAGAAUGAAGUAUUAAUAGCUAAGUUUUAUGUAUCAAUCCAUCAGUUUAAGGUAAGUUUAAUAAUUGUACAUACAUACAUUCAAAAAUACAUUUACUACAUUCUCAAUAAAAUAAGAA
Molecule: messenger RNA, 3632 nt
Organism: Bactrocera oleae (olive fruit fly)
Lineage: Eukaryota; Metazoa; Arthropoda; Insecta; Diptera; Tephritidae
Source: RefSeq, a predicted model, not a curated record